AUGGCCAAAGACAAGUCGGACAAGAAAAAGAAGGAGGAGGUCGCGCAGGACGUUGAGAUGGAGGAGGUAAUUGCGGUCACGCCCAAAAAGUCCAAGAAGGAGAAGAAGGAGGACGAGGAGGAGAUUGUGGUACCAUUAUCUGAGCUUUCACCUAUCGCACACCCACUUGCACAAAAGAAGCUGGCGAAGAAGCUUCACAAAACUAUCAAAAAGGCUUCAAAGCAACGGCAGGUGAAGCGAGGCGUGAAGGAGGUAGCAAAGGGCAUUCGCAAAGGAGAGAAGGGACUCCUUAUUCUUGCCGCGGACAUCACGCCCAUGGACAUUAUUUCACAUUUACCAGUAUUGAGCGAGGAGGCAGGCAUUCCAUACGUGUUUGUCACUUCGAAGGAGGAGCUCGGGCACGCAUCGUCGACGAAGAGGCCGACAAGUUGUGUGAUGGUCUGCCCUGACCAGAAGAGGAAGCGGAAGGUCGAGGCUGGGGAGAAGGAUAAGGACGACGACUACCGAGAGUUGUACGACGAGUGCUGUAAGGAAGUCUCCAAGCUCGACCACAAAGUACUCUUCUAG
This is a messenger RNA of Peniophora sp. CBMAI 1063, 567 nucleotides long. The record is from the annotation of a GenBank genome assembly. Lineage: Eukaryota; Fungi; Basidiomycota; Agaricomycetes; Russulales; Peniophoraceae.